This is a messenger RNA of Adineta steineri, 3630 nucleotides long. NCBI's taxonomy places the organism in Eukaryota, Metazoa, Rotifera, Eurotatoria, Adinetida, Adinetidae. The record is from the annotation of a GenBank genome assembly.
AUGUCCUCCUUGAAAGAAUACUUGCGGAAUUUAAAUUUAUUUUCGCCAUCAUCCGAUUCUAAUGAGCAAGAAAAUGAUCAACAACGUCGAUGGAAUAUUACUGGUACAAGAAUUUAUAUUAUACUUAUCAUAAUCAUUCUUUUUAUUAUUGGUCUUAUUUUAUUAUUACUUGAACAAUCGACGAUGGUUACUAUACCAAAUCCAACAAAAGAACAGUUUCAAAGUCUGCCUAUCAAUGCAAAAUGUUCAUGUUCUCAUAUUUCUAUUCCAUAUGGGAAAUUUAUGUCCUUAGAAGCAAGUUUUCAUCAAGUUUGUUCAAGUAAUUUUAUUACUAAUCGAUGGCUAAAUGCAAUUGACUCGAAAACAAAUACAACUUAUUUGGCUUUUCAAGAUUUUCGACGUAUUGGUAAUGCUCAGUUUCAAGCACUUGCUGCUUAUUGUGGUUUGUCAAAAUCAUAUACUGAUCAAAGUAUUAAUAUCGUUUCUCAAAAUACAUUGCUAAGUCCACAAAUCUUAUCAGAAAAAUUUCUGCAGUCACACAUCAAUACAAUGAUUGAACAAUUCAAACUAAAAACACCAAAUACUUUUAAUAUGCAACUAAAAUUAAUUAUCAACAUGACAGUCGCCAAUGAAUUAAUGCCUGCACUACAAACUAGUCUCUAUCUCAGACUGGUAGGAGGCGCACCUGAUCUAUAUGUACACCUUUACACACGAACGAAUGGUGCUAUGUGUGAUUGCACUCUAAACAAUUGUAAUCAGAUAGAGUCAGGUAUUGCCAAUAAAUUUGGAAAAGAGAGUGUGUACAACACUAUGAAUGAUCUGGCAUGGUCUAUACCAGGAAUGUCAGCAGGUUGUUACCCAGGAUUUACACUUCUAUCGUCAACACUUGAAUGUUUCUACGAUCAAAUAUGUGUAAACAAAUCUAUUUCAUAUUUUCCAACAAGUGACACAUUCAAAGCGUUGAUUAUAAAUAAUGAAAGCUCAUAUCAACCAACAUCAACUAUCCAAUCAAUAGUUGAUAAUAUGAUGAUUGAAGAUUGGAUACCGCUUUUUUCUUAUGAUAAAUAUUAUUCAGAAUGUGCACCAUCUUCAUGUACUUAUUUGAAAAAAUUUCGACGAGAUUUUGUUCAUGUCUUGAAAAAAUUGAUUAGUUUAUUGUCUAGUUUGACAUUAAUACUGGGAUUAAUAAUUCCACUUGUUAUUGGAUUCAUUAUGAAACGACGAGAUCGAACACCAAAACCACGAAUUUCUUUCAAAAAUCGUUUAUAUCAAUUUAAAGAAACUAUUCAAAAGAAAUUAAUUGAAUUGAAUAUUUUCAAACAUUCAUCUAAUACAGAUCGACAAACGAAAUUUCAACGUUAUGCAACACGAUUGUAUAUAUUUUUACUGAUUGGUUCAAUGAUAAUUAUAACUAUUUAUGUAUUUUUACAAAAAACAAUUCAAUCAAAAACGAUUUCGUAUCCUACUGAAUCUCAGUUUUCUCAACUUCAAAAAAAAUAUCCUCAAUCACUUUCAUGUCCAUGCAGUUCAAUGUCAAUAUCUUAUUCAAAUUUCACAACAAUUCAACCACAAUAUCAUCAAUUAUGUCGAAGUGAUCUCAUUUCUCCAGAAUGGAUUCAUUACAUGGAGGCAAGUACUAAGGGAAGGACUAUAGUUUACAAUGAUUAUCGAAUAAUUGGUACUAAUUAUUUUAAAUUAUUAUCACUAUUGUGUGAACAAGCUGAAGAAAUCAUUGAUAAUGCGCUUGAGAUUUUUCUCAAAACAGAAUUCGUUAGUUCACAAGUUCUUGUAAAAGAAUCGUUUCAAAAUCAAAUAAAUUCAUCAAUUGAAGGUUGGAAAUUAUCAACGACAAAUACUUUUAAAAGAACUAUUCAAUUAAUUCAACAAAUUCAUCAGGGAAAUCAAUUGAUUAGUAGUCUACAUACCGGUCUUUUUAAAGUAGAUAAAAAUUUAGAAGUAUAUGUAAAUUCACGAACAUAUGAUGGAUGCAAUUGUUUUUUAAAUUCAUCCUGCUAUUCUACUGUUGAACUUCAUCGCUCCGGUGCACAUAAUGUAUACGUAAGUGACCCAUAUCCAGUUUCAAAUGUUUUUCGUGGUUGUUAUCCAGUUCAAUCAUUAUUUGUAUCAACAUUAGAAUGUUUUUAUAAUCUAUCAUGUAUGUUAGAAAUUAAUACACACAUGAAGUCUCCAGUACCUUUUAACUUUUCUGCUCUUAAUCAAACUUUAAAUCAACCAAAUGAAAAAAUUGAAAUGAUUAUUAAUCGAUUAAUGGUUAAACAAUGGUUACCAAAUGUUAAUUUUUCAUCAUAUUAUGAAAAAUGUGCACCAUUAUCAUGUACAUAUCAAUAUGAUGGUCGAAAUAAUAUUUUUAUUAGUAUUACAACUAUUAUAAGUAUUUUUGGUGGUUUAUCACUUGCAUUGAAACUUUUAAUUAUGAUUAGUCUGGAAUUUAUUGAUAAAAUUUAUUCAAAUAAUUUGUUCCAUUUAAUUUCAUUCAAUUUCAUUAAAAAAAUCUUUAUUUGUCAUACUGAAAAUCAAGUUAUUCAUCGAUUACAUGUGAUAUUAGUUAUUGGAACUCUUACUACAUUUUAUAUGUUCUCUGCUUUUACUCCUCGUGUAAUUACUAUUGAAAUCAAUAAACCUUCAUUAAAAAUCUAUGGAGAUUUAUAUAAAGAAUAUAAUGAUACAUUGGAAUGUCCAUGUUCACAAUUAACAAUGAAACAUAAAUCAUUUUUAACUUUAACAACUCGUUUUCAUGAAAUAUGUUCAGGUGGCUUUAUUACAUAUCGAUGGCUUUCAUAUUUAUAUGACAAAAGAAAUAACUAUCAACGACAUUCAUCAUAUGAUUUUUAUAAUUCAGCUGUUGGACAAUUUAAAUUACUUUUCUCAUUUUGUAAAUUAUCAAACGAAACAGUUUCUGAAUCAAUUCUUCAAUUAGGAACAACGGAUUUGGUUAAUAAUCAACUUUUAUCAGAAUAUAUCUUAAAUAAUACAAUUGAAAUGUUUAUUAAUGAAUUUCAACAAACAUUGUUACAAUCAUUUGUCAAUAGUAUUUCAUUAAUUCGAGAAACAAUCAAUAGUAAUAUGUUCAUGACUGUAUAUCUAAGUAGUUGGGAGUUUGAACAUAUAGUUUCUCUGUCUCUUUCAGAGAAUAUUAAUGUGUUUCCCUUAAAUUAUACUGGGUGUAGUUGUUCAUCAUCAUCUAAAUGCGUUAGUUCAUCUCGUGGAAUGUUAACUGGUUGUUAUCCACUUGAAACAAUAUUUCAAACAACAUUAGAUUGUUUUUAUAAUCAACAAUGUAUUGAUUCAACAAAUAAUUUCAAAUCAAUAAAUAUUUCAACAUUAGAAACAAGUCGUUUUUUAUUAAAUCAAACAAUUGAAUCAGUUGUCAAUGAAUUAAUGCUUGAAGAAUUAAAAUUUGAAAUAAAUUAUACAAAUUAUUUUGAUCAGUGUUCACCAUCUUUAUGUAUUUAUUCAUAUGCUGAUAAAACGAAUGCUAUUGAAGGAAUACUAAUAUUAAUUGGUUUAUAUGGUGGUUUAGUUAUUAUUUGUCGAUUAAUUGCUAUUAUUAUUGUCAAAAAAAUGUGUCGGAUGAAUAGCAGAGUUAAUCCGGCUACAAAUCUAUCUUAA